CUCAAAUGUCAAACGCGACUAUUUCGUCAACAGAGUCGUGGCGCGAUAGUUGGAUUUUAUAAAAUAAUAACAAAUACUAAAACAGUGUACUUGUCAAACAAUGGAUUCUAGACGGUAGGAGUCAGUAUAUUAUUUUGCGUCGGACGUUUUAUUAGCCAGUGGUUGGAACACAACGACUGAUUAUAUACAUACCGCGAUACGUUUCUUAUUGAUUUUCGUGUUCUUCGCCGGUUUUUGUAACUUUAUGAAGUUUUUGUACUACGUUUAAGGUCUGAAGGAAAUAGUUUUUACGUAAAUAAGUUUUAAUUGUGUUGUAUGUUGUCACUCCACGGUGAAACAUAAGGACAUCGACUGUUUAUUGUGAUACGCCGUGAGAAUCAAGCUUGGGUUACCAUGGAGAAGAUAGAAUCCGCGCUGGACGUGCUGUCGCGCGCAGCCACGAUGGUGCAGCCUUGCCCUGCCUACCCCGCCAGUGAUUCCGACAGCUUUGAGACUCCAAGCACAGCGUCCAGCGGGGAGUCGGAGGGCGACCGCACGCUGUCGCCGGAGACGCCGCGCGCGCAGUCAAAGGAGCUCACAGGCAAAUGGAGGAGGGAACGUCGAUCGACCCGCUUGCCUGAUUAUAGACCGAAGGAGAAUUGCAAGAUGGCGUUGCGUUCUCAGUCGUUUAACGAGCGACGCGCCGCGCCAGCCGUGGCCCGCGCGCAGCCGCACAGCGACGGCGAGCUGUCUGAUGAAGUGGAGGAUUCCUCCGCCAUCAAUUCGAAAGCUCCGCCGGAGUAUCCGGGCAAGCAUGAGGCGCCGAUCGACAUGCGGUUGAGGUCGCGUCCCGCGCCGCCGCCCUACGCACGACCCACUGUCAUCAAGACCAACGACACGCCGCCCGGUUCAAUGUCGAUGUGCGAUCCAGUCAUAGACGAGCACUUCAGACGUUCUCUGGGCGACGACUACAUGAAUCUAUUCAAGAAGAACACGGAACAAGUACAGCCCGGACCUAAACCUAACACAAAGGAUAGAGCGAGCAGUCCAAUACAAUUCAAACCUGAAGAACCUAAAUCUACUAAAAUCAUAGCAAUGGAAGUUGAUGAUGCCAGUAUGUCGGUGGAUGAUCAUUUCGCGAAGGCAUUAGGUGACACGUGGCGUCAGAUACAAACAUCAAGACAAAAGGAAGACAAGCCACAGUCCAGCAAAGUCGUCGACGAUCACUUCAGCAAAGCAUUAGGAGACACGUGGAAGAAAAUACAGACAUCGAAGCAUCUAGAAGAAAAACCUAAAGACCAAAAUAAGAUAAUCUCUAGGAGUGGGGUUGUGAUAUAAUAAGUUGGGUCUGAUAGAACUGGUCCAGUCUUGUCUUUCGCGUAAUGCGAAGUCCGUCUUGUUUGAGGAAUAAGUAUUUAUCGUUGGUCUUUGAAUCCAUGACAAUUAUGUUACCUUACGGUUAUGGGAUAUUUUAGCGUGGGUUUCCGAUUCAAAAGUUUGUUACUUUCUUGUCACAACAAUAUUCAUAAGAUAUAGGAUUUUUUUUAACUCUUCUUGUACUGUAUGUGAAAUUUGAUUCACUAUGUAAUAUUGAAAAAAAUCAUAUUUCGUGUACAUUUAUGUAUAUUUGUUUUGCUGAUAAGGUAUAACCAAUUUUUUUCUAUUGUCUGUAUGUCUGUUAGCAAGGCUCCAUUUGUUCUGGUAAUCUCCAGAACGAGUGGACUGAUUUUGACCGAAAGAUGCACAUAUUAUAAGCUUUUUUUCUGCACUGAUGAAGUCGCGGGCGACCGCUAGUUUAUAUUGUAAAGUUGUGUUUAAUUGAAAGAUAUUCAUUUGUAUAUAACCAUUUUAUCUUGUCGGGAAUCCAGCGCGUUAAAAUUAUUUUUAAUAUUAAUGAUAAAAAUUCGAUGUAGUCAAUUAUUAGUCACCAGUUACACGAUAAGUUAUUACCUCAAUUUUAUG
This is a messenger RNA of Papilio xuthus (Asian swallowtail), 1941 nucleotides long. RefSeq names its product Tondu-domain-containing Growth Inhibitor (gene Tgi). NCBI's taxonomy places the organism in Eukaryota, Metazoa, Arthropoda, Insecta, Lepidoptera, Papilionidae. Gene Ontology annotation, molecular function: transcription coactivator binding. The transcript has 6 exons. The record is from RefSeq and is a predicted model, not a curated record. Gene Ontology annotation, biological process: negative regulation of DNA-templated transcription. The coding region runs from base 394 to 1317 and encodes 307 amino acids.